Messenger RNA from Xenopus laevis (African clawed frog), 2942 nucleotides. RefSeq names its product adhesion G protein-coupled receptor E3 (gene adgre1.2.S). Bases 28 to 2442 code for a protein of 804 amino acids. The transcript has 19 exons. The record is from RefSeq and is a predicted model, not a curated record. NCBI's taxonomy places the organism in Eukaryota, Metazoa, Chordata, Amphibia, Anura, Pipidae.
UCUCUCACUCUUUCUAAUGGACUAACCAUGCUGCAGAGCUGUAACAGAAUGAGAACCGGGGUCGGGUCGUUGCUGAUAGCUCUCUGUGCAUUAGAUGUCUUCACUGGAGCUAAAGGUACGGUGAACAUACCUUCAAAAGCUCGGACCUUUCCCCAGUGCAAUGGGAGUCAUAGUCAAUGCCCAAAUAAUUCCAGAUGUGAGGAAGCCCCCUCUCUAGGCUAUUACUGCAUCUGCAACUCAGGGUUUUAUAAUAACGUUGAAGAUACUCAUGUUUCUUACCCUAGUGGAUCAUGCACAGACAUCAAUGAAUGUACCCCAAAGAUUACUAAUGCUAAGCCCUGCAAAGAUCCAGCCUUCUGCAUUAACACCAUAGGCAGUUUCCUGUGUAACUGUCCCCCUGGAUUUGUCAAGCAAGAUAUUAACCAAUCAGGACAAGAUGUCAUUUGUGAAGAUGCAACCAAAUGCAAGAAAACAACUGAGUGUCCGGCAAAUUCCAGCUGUUUCAAAAAUAGCUGCUACUGUGAGGCAGGAUUUAGAAACCCAAAAGGAGGCACAAAUAUCAACCGGGAUGAAAACUGUACAGAAAUAGAAGGAUCUUUUCCAAGAACAUCUCCUUCAACCACUGUCAUCACCUCCACUUCCCUCCCAGUCACCAACCCAAUUACCUGCCCUACUGGGUAUGCCAUGAAUACCACAGGAAAGGGCAUGGAGUGCUCAGCUGUUAAAGACUUAUGUGGGACAUAUUUGCAAGAGCAAAACAAAACUCUGAGAUAUUGUAAUCCAAAGGAUCCCCGUUGCAUUCUUCAGCAGUCUACUUACUACCUUUUGGAAUCGACUUGCCAGAAUAACGGAACCAAUUUAGACAUAAAGAACAUCACAAAUUCUGCCUCUGAGAUCCUCAGCAAACCUUCUUGGUCUGCUCUCAGCUCUUCUGAAGUCAGUAUUGUCGUAAAUGGACUCCUGGAGACUGUGGAAUCAUCAAUACUGGAAUCAUUUUCUAAACAUCCCACCAAUAGGAAUUUCAGCACCCCUGAGAUAGAUGUUGCUACCAAGGUUGUCCAAGAAAACUGUUCCUUUCUAACCAUAAAUGUGGGACUCAACAGCAUGCAAGUGUCAUGUGAGCUCCUUCCUAACCCUGAAGAUGGAGCUGUCUUCAUUUCAUACAGGGACCUCAACUCCAUAUUAAGUGGCAGUUUAUUGCUGGAGGUGGAGGGCUCUGAGGAAAAAGGCGCUGUAGUGGUUAAUUCACAGGUGGUCACUGGAAGCAUCACAAGCCAAAAUAAGGAAAAACUGAACCCCCCAGUGACCUUCACCUUGAAUAAUCUGCAGGCCCCAGACCCUUCCAAAAAAUUUUUGUGUGUAUACUGGGAUCAGAGUGGAUGGUCACAGAGAGGAUGCAACAUCACAUCUUCCAAUGUCUCCCACACCCUCUGCUCCUGUGAUCAUCUCUCCACCUUUGCUGUCAUCAUUGCUCCAUGUGAUAUAAAGGAAGAUCAUGGCCUUCUCGUUGUCUCCCGCAUUGGUCUCAGCAUAUCUCUUAUUUGCCUCUUUCUAUCUCUUGUCACGUUUCUCCUGUGCCGUUCCCUAAGGAGCGCUCACACCUCCAUGUUAACAGCACUGUGUGGUUGCCUCUUUGUGGCACAACUGAUCAUCUUGUUUGGCCUACAUCAAACCCAGUUUCGAAUACUCUGCUCUAUCAUUGCGGGUUGUCUCCACUUUAUUCUUCUCUGUGCUUUUUGCUGGAUGACUCUGGAGAGUGUGCUCCUCUUCCUCACUGUGAGAAACCUGAAUGCAAUGAACUACUUGACAUCAAGACAUUCUCACUUCCCAACUGCCUGCCUCAUUGGAUUUGGGGUUCCAGCAGUCAUAGUCGGCAUUUCAGCAGCAGUUCGUACUGAUGGAUAUGGCACAGGGAAAAGUUGUUGGCUCAAUCUAAAUCUCAUUUGGAGUUUCCUUGGUCCAGUUUGUGUGUUCAUCACCAUAAAUACCACGCUCCUGAUUUUAACAAUAUGGCUACUCCGAACGAAGCUAGCGUCUCUGAACAAAAAUGUAUCAAGUCUUAAAAACACCCGGUUACUGACUUUCAAGGCCCUGGCUCAGUUGUUUAUUCUUGGAUCUACUUGGGUCCUUGGCUUCUUCCAGUGUGGAACUGGGGCCAUUGUGGCAUCGUAUCUGUUCACCAUCUGCAACAGUCUUCAGGGAGCGAUCAUCUUCCUUGUACACUGUCUGCUCAAUCGCCAGGUAAGGGAGGAAUAUAGCAAAACUUUCCGUCGGCUGCAUAUUAAGAAGCCAGAAUCAGAGACUGUAUCAGGCAGCACUGUUCCUAUGACCUUGAAAUCAGCAACUGUAUUCCAGGUAGUGAAACCUGUUGCCGUCACAGAACGUCAUUCUGAAAUGGCUCAGACAGAAUGGUGCAAGACUUCAGAUGAUACAAAUCACUAAAACAAGGAACCCGGGGCUGAGUGUAAGCUCCUCAUGGCAAAGACUCAGCAACAGAAACGUUUGCUAUAAAUAAUUGUAAAUAAAUAGAGUAUACCUAUAUGUAAUUUGUGGUUUGUUUGUAAACAUCUAAAGAGCCAGGUUGUUAUUUGUUACACUAACCUUUUUUAUAUGGAAACAAAAGUCACAAGUAAGUUGUUCUUCUGUAAAGAAUCCAGCAAUUUCCAAAAGUUUCAUCAUUCCCUGCUAAAAGAAUAAUCUGCAUAAUUAUACCUGGUCUACACAUUCUGUCCAGCAACUCCCAAUAUUUUCCCUCAAACCCUUUUCAUUUUCCAGCGAGUUCUACCUAUUUUCCGGUCAAUUAUUUUGAACAGUGUAGAAAGUAGGGACAGUUAUAUGGAUAAGAAUAAGACCAACAGAAUACUAGGCAGCUGAAAAAAAUUGAAAUCAACGGAUACACUCUGGGACAGACUUAUUAAAGUUCAAAAGAGUUUUUUCAAGUU